AAUCUCUGCUUCAAACUUUAUCUGCCCAUGGUUGGGCAUCAGGUGUAGAUGUUUCCUGUGCUCCAUUACACUUGGCACCAAAUUUCGACAGUGCUACCUGUGCGAAGGUGCAUGAAAGUCUUCGUUCACUGCAAUCAACAAUAUGACAAAGCUGCUUCUCUGGGGUGUGGGAUUGAUCCUGUGCUUCCAAUUGUACAAUGUAUUAGGCAAAGACUACAAACUGGUUUGUUACUUCACAAACUGGGCCCACAGGAGAGGAGACUGUAAAUUCUUACCGAAAGAUAUUGACCCCAAGUUGUGCACACAUCUCGUGUUUGCUUUUGCCACCAUCGGGGAGGAUCACCAAAUAGUUGCCCAGGAGAAGGACGAGGAAGAGCGUUUAGUUGCGUUCAAUAACCUUAAGAAAAGGAAUUCGAACCUGAAGACUCUCUUAGCCGUUGGCGGCUGGACAUUCGGAACUGAAAAGUUCACUGCCUUGGCUUCUAUGCCAGACAAUCGCCAAAUAUUCAUCAAUUCAUCCAUUAAAUUCCUGAGGAAAUACAAAUUUAAUGGAUUAGAUCUGGACUGGGAAUACCCGGGGUCGAGAGGAAGCCCACCGGAAGACAAGCAGCAUUUCACCCUGCUGGUUCAGGAAUUGCUGGAGGAAUUUAAGAGCGAAGCUCUCAGACGUAAUAAGCCAAGGUUGCUGCUCACGGCUGCAGUGGCCGCUGGGAUAAGGACGAUCGAAGCCGGCUACGAAAUAGACAAGAUUUCCAAGCACCUCGAUUUUAUCAACGUGAUGACGUACGAUUUCCACGGUCCCUGGGACAAACUGACAGGACACAACAGCCCCCUGCACGCGGGCUCCACUGAUCAAAACGAUGACGUGUACUUUAACGUGGAGUACGCCAUGAACCACUGGAUAAAACACGGGGCUCCCGCCGAGAAACUGUUGGUUGGCUUCGCCACAUACGGUCGCGCCUUCACGCUCUGCACGACUGAUAACAGACCCGGGGCAUCAGCAUGUGGGCCAGCAAAGCCAGGCCGAUGCACUGAGGUCCCUGGAUUCCUGGCCUAUUACGAGGUUUGUGACUUUUUGAAAGACGCCGAGAGAAAAUGGAUCGAGGAUCAAAAUGCUCCGUACGCUUACAAGGAGAACGAGUGGGUCGGGUAUGAUGAUGCCACAAGCUACAAGAAGAAAGUCGAGUGGUUGAAAAACAAUAACUUUGGAGGUGCAAUGGUGUGGUCGAUAGACACGGAUGAUUUCAAAGGAACUUUCUGUGAGCAGGGAGCAUCGCCCCUAAUAAACACCCUGAAGUCUCUGCUCUCUGAUUCUGCAAAAAAUACAACAGCCGGGUCCACCUCACCCCUGGCCACAACUCAAGCCCCACCGGGCUCGGAGUCGGUCGACCUCUGCCCCGACCUGAAAUUUUGCCGCGGCAAGAGGGACGGCGUCUACCCAGUGCCGUGCGCGGUGGCCAGCUUCUACCAGUGCGGCAACGCGAGCACCAACAUCCAGAGGUGUUACAGGGGCACCGUCUACAACGCCACCGAAAACAAAUGCCUCUGGCCUCCGAGGUUCUCUCCGACGAUCAACCUAGUUGAGAACAACUUCUGCAAAGGGCAAGCGGACGGCAAGUACCCGAUGCCAGUCCCCACCUACCUCCAAUGCUCCAGCGGCAGAAUGCGCGUCAUGGAGUGUCCCACCGACCUGCUCUACCAUUCGACCACCGGAAACUGCGAGAGUGCGAACGCCCCUGCAGAUUACGACUCCAGAUAUUGCAAGCACGCUCGCGACGGCACCUAUCCCAUCCGAGGCAGGCCCACCAAGUAUUACCAGUGUGAAAAUAAGAAGACCGCAAUACAGCAAUGCCCCCGGGGGAAAAUCUACAACAAUUUCCGCAAGUUCUAGGACUUGUCAAGUCGUGCAGCAAAGUACUCUACAUCACCGGAAACCUGGUCAGAGGUUGCGAUUAAAUUAAGAUCUAAACCAUCGCUUUCUGGAACUGCUGAUCAAUGUCAAGCAUUUCAAAGCAAUAUAUAAACUCUAAACUAAAUAUCAGCUCUUAUAUAUUCCAAUAGAGGCAAUCUGGACACACACACGCACGCACUAGAGCAUCAAGUUGACCUACAUUCAUAUUAAAAUGCUUUUGAUCAAAA
This is a messenger RNA of Callorhinchus milii (elephant shark), 2139 nucleotides long. RefSeq names its product acidic mammalian chitinase. The coding region runs from base 143 to 1891 and encodes 582 amino acids. Gene Ontology annotation, cellular component: extracellular region. The transcript has 11 exons. The record is from RefSeq and is a predicted model, not a curated record. Gene Ontology annotation, biological process: chitin catabolic process; carbohydrate metabolic process. NCBI's taxonomy places the organism in Eukaryota, Metazoa, Chordata, Chondrichthyes, Chimaeriformes, Callorhinchidae. Gene Ontology annotation, molecular function: chitin binding; chitinase activity.